AUGCCGAGGUUUAUAGAACUUAUAUCCGGAGGUUUAGCUGGUAAGUCUAACAUAUUUUGUGUAUCCUACAGGAAAAAACAUACCUGUAUUAUAUUUUAACCUACCUUUAUUAGGUAUAUUAAAUUCAAAUUAAUUUAUUUUAUUGCAACUAAAAAUGCAUUAUUCAAUGAAAUAUAGGGCAGAAACCACUCAGUGGAGGAUCUAGGAGGAGGAUUCAGGGAGUCCUCGGACCCACAGUAAUUUUUAAUGGUAAAAUUGGUUUCUUAAACUGAACUAUACAUUUGUACAUAGCACAGAGAUAGUAAUUUUCUGUAAUAAUAAAAUCAAUAUCUUUGUCAUUCGCGUGUUUUUUCAUGGGUAAUCCCGAUCUCUAUUGAAAUAGUUACAGUGUUGCUGAGUGAGGUAGAAAAUAAAACAACGUCUGAGUCUGUCUCCGACAUAACUAUUUCAUUAUUUAUUAUCUAUGGUUCUGUGGCACAGUACGUCGGCAGAACUGAUAAAAUUGUAUAUUUAUGACCUGAAAAUAAAAACAAAACAAUAAAUCAGCACUUUAAGCAAAUCCCUUUCUUCAAAAUGCUGACCUCCUAUAAAAAACUAAUAAUUUUAUCAGAUACAUACUUCUCAUAUAGCAAAUAUUAUAAAUUNUUCGAACGCUUUCAACAAUAUUUUCAAAAUAUUCCGAAUUUCUUACGGAAAAUUAUAGGUUUGCAUGUUAAAAAAAUUAAGUUUGUUUGACCUAAGGGGAUUGUAGAUAUUAUACGAAGAUAUACCUAUUGUAAUAUCUCUUGAGACAAAAAAGAUAAUCGAAAUCUUUUUUUUUAUGUUAUUCGCUGAAGUAACGACUACAAAUAUCUAUGUUUAAAAUAACUAUUUAAUGUUUAAAUAACUUUUUAUUUUACUAUUUUUGAAAAAUUAAAAGAUCUGAACUUAAAAAAAUUAUUAAAAAUCACGAAUUUAAUUUAUAAAAAAAACGAUAUAACAAAAUAUCAGAAAAACAAACUCUUUAAAAUUGUUAUCUUUAAAUUUUUCAAAAAUAGUACAAUAAAAAGUAAUUGAAGCAUUAAAAAAUUAGUCCUUAUCCCUGUAAUUAAAUGAGUAAUUUCAAAAAAAAAAAAAAUAAAAAAAAUAGAAUUUAAUUAUCUUUAUUAUCUCCGGAGAUAUUACGAUGAAUAUAUCUUCGAGGGACACCCUGUAUCUUUUAGUUAAUCAUUACACUUUAAAACUACCCACGUACAGAUACGGUAAAAUAUAUAUUUACAACAACCAUAUCGUGUGACAUGAAAUCACUUUAUUUAGCUACAUUCCCCAAACAAAAAAAAUUAAUAUAUUGGUCCUUACAAUUGACCUCUCAAAGAAAGCCGACCACACAGUUCCCGAACCUAAAACUCCGCCGCUGUUAUACUACUACCUAUAAAUUAUUUAUUAUUUAGGUAUCACUUGUAAGAUUUUGGUGUUACCGUUUGACGUGGUUCUAACUAAAUUCAUCAUAGACAGUCAUACCGAAAAUCCGCAAUUUCAAAAUGCAUGGGACUGUGCGAAGAAAAUAUACACGCAAAGCGGCCCGAAGAUAUUUUUCAGAGGAUUCUGUUUACAAUGUCUACGAGUAUUUCCCACCUGUAGCAUAAUGUUUUUCGUAUACGGAAUAUUUAACGGCAUAUGCAUUGGUGGUGGUUUUGGUGGUGUUUUUGGUGGUGGCAGCGAACACGACAAACAAACGAAAGUACCUGCUACGGCUACAAAAUGGUGA
Messenger RNA from Cinara cedri, 1747 nucleotides. NCBI's taxonomy places the organism in Eukaryota, Metazoa, Arthropoda, Insecta, Hemiptera, Aphididae. The record is from the annotation of a GenBank genome assembly.